AUGGUAGUCAUAUACUUGGGAAAGAAGGUUUACCGGUCGAUCAAGCGUUCGACAUCGACGCCGGCAACCGAAAAAGGAACCUAUCGUGAUGACAAUGGCUCAGCGACACAAGUCACAAAAGCGAGCGCGUCAACAUGCGACCAUCAACAUGACCCUGCCACUGGGCCGUGUCCGACAUGCAAGUCUGCCCGGCGAGCGCAACGCAUAUACAGAUGCAGGCUCUUCGCCGGCCUGAUACUCCCCUUCGUCUUACAAGCCCUGGACGUCACGAUUAUCGCAAGUGCACUGCCCUGGAUCGCAGCCGACUUCCACGAGACCGGCCAGCUCAACUGGAUCAUCGCCGCCUUCAACCUCACGUCCGCGGCCUUCAUCCCUUUCUGGGGCCAGAUGGCCGACAUCUUUGGGCGCCACGUCUCGAUGCAGGCCUGUCUAGUGCUGAUGCUCGUGGGCAGCGCGCUCUGCACCGGCGCGCCCGUCACCGCCUUCCCCGUCCUCCUGCUCGGUCGCGCAUUCCAGGGCCUGGCCUGCGCCGGGCUGAACGUCCUGGUCCGCGUCAUCCUCGCCGACAAGGUGACGCUGCGCGAGAAUGCAAUGAACUGGUCCAUCUUCUCUUUUCUAGGCGGUGUCCUUGGAUGGGGCCUCGGUCCUGUCGUGGGAGGCUACAUCACCAGCGGGUCGUCCUGGCGGUGGUGCUUCGGAAUCAACCUGCCCAUCGCGUUCGUCAGCAUGCUCGCCAUCUACUUCGUCCUCCGGUCGGAGCUCCUGGGCCCCCAGCCGAUCCCCCAGCUCGACGAGACGACCGAUACCGGCCGACGGACGACGUUCGUAAAACGUCUCCAGACGAUCGACGUCGGGGGACAGGUCCUCUUCCUGUUCGGCCUCGGCUUGCUGAUCCUCGGCCUGACGUGGGGCGGCGCGACGUACUCCUGGACGAGCCCCGCCGUUCUUGCGACGCUUAUCCUCGGAGUCUUGAUCAGCGUCUCCUUUGUCGCCUGGGAGUACCACAUGGCCCCCGGCAUGGCCCUGGCUCGCCGAUUCCCGUGGCAGCAGGCCAUGAUUCCAUGGGAGCUGGUCCGCAAUAGGGACAUCGGUCUCCUAUUCUACACCUCGUUCGCCACCGGGAUGGCCAUGUACUCGGUGCUGUACUUCUGCAACAUCUACUUCACGAUAGUGAAGCUCAAGCCUGCGGAUCAGGCCGGCGUGCAGCUGCUGUACUUCGCUCCGGGUCUGGGAGUUGGCGUUUACAUGUCCACUUUCAUGUGCAACGCGUGGCCGCGCAAGACGUUCCCGCCCAUCUUCAUCGGGUCCGUUCUCGAGAUGAUAGGCGUCGGGCUGCUGGCCUGGGCCAUCAACACCGAGCACGACCCGACCGUCUACGGGAUGAUGGCCCUCACCGGGGUCGGCACCGGCCUACGCAUGAUGCCUGUCCAGCUCCACGGUAUCGGCUACUUCCCCAGGAAGAUCGCGGCCGUCAUCUCCCUCAUGGCCGUCGCCUACCCCUUUGGCGGGACCCUCGGCCUGACCAUCAUGACGACCGUCUUCAACAACACGUCGGGGAACGGCGACGGCUUUGGAACGCUCAAGGGCCUCCCCAACGCGGUACAGCAACGCUUCAUCCACGAGGCCAAGAUGGGCGUCGUCUGGGCCUUUGUCGCCAUCACCCCCUUUAUGAUUCUUUGCACUGUACUCGCUUCCUUGCUGGGCAACGUAUACAUCGGCAAGGCCGGCGACGGCGAUGGCGAGCAGAGCAACGCCAUAUACGAGGGCGUCUACAUCCUCAGCUGGUUCCGCAAGGGUGGUGCUGAGAAGAACAUCAAGACCCGGGAGCACCAGCCGGACGAGGAGGCGACUUUGUAG
Molecule: messenger RNA, 1857 nt
Organism: Colletotrichum graminicola M1.001
Lineage: Eukaryota; Fungi; Ascomycota; Sordariomycetes; Glomerellales; Glomerellaceae
Product: major facilitator superfamily transporter
Exons: 7
Coding region: 1-1857 (618 amino acids)
Biological process (GO): basic amino acid transport; transmembrane transport
Cellular component (GO): fungal-type vacuole membrane
Molecular function (GO): basic amino acid transmembrane transporter activity
Source: RefSeq, a predicted model, not a curated record